Penicillium psychrosexuale is the source of this 897-nucleotide messenger RNA. Its product is annotated as CDP-diacylglycerol--inositol 3-phosphatidyltransferase. The coding region runs from base 1 to 897 and encodes 298 amino acids. Gene Ontology annotation, biological process: phosphatidylinositol biosynthetic process. The record is from RefSeq and is a predicted model, not a curated record. Gene Ontology annotation, molecular function: CDP-diacylglycerol-inositol 3-phosphatidyltransferase activity. The transcript has 3 exons. NCBI's taxonomy places the organism in Eukaryota, Fungi, Ascomycota, Eurotiomycetes, Eurotiales, Aspergillaceae. Gene Ontology annotation, cellular component: membrane; Golgi apparatus.
AUGAGCGCAACACGACGACAAAAGGCCUCCCUCGCCGAGGAGAGCGAAGAUUCAGGCAAUAGCUCCGUGUCACCUUCAGAGGGCGCAUCCACACGGGAAGAAACCAAGGAACGCAAGGAAAAUAUCUUCCUCUUCACUCCGAAUCUUAUCGGAUAUUCCCGGGUUUUUUUGACCUUCGCCUCGCUAUACUACAUGCCCCUCCACCCCCGGACCUGCUCCUUCCUCUACACGGUGUCCUGUCUGCUGGACGGCCUGGACGGUUAUGCAGCACGAUACUUCAACCAAUCCACCACUUUCGGUGCGGUGCUGGACAUGGUGACCGACCGCUGCACUACCGCGUGUCUCCUAGUCUUCCUGAGCUCCGCCUGGCCCCGAUGGGCCAUCGUUUUCCAGGGUCUCAUCAGUCUGGACAUGGCCAGUCACUACAUGCACAUGUACGCUACUCUCAGCAUGGGCGGAGCCAGCCAAAGCCACAAGAAGGUCGAUCCUAGUCGUAGCUGGAUUAUGUACCAGUACUACACCAGCAAGCUCGUUCUGUUCAUCUGCUGUACCGCCAACGAAGCCUUCUUCAUCGGCCUGUACCUCCUAUCUUUCUCCUCGCCAACCCUGUCCCCUUCGCUCCUGCAGCCCAUCUCCGAUUCCCAGCUGUCCUCCGCCCAGCCUGGAAGCCCCGCCCACCCCGAACCAGCUAGCCUCUUCGCUAGCCCCUGGAGCGCCGGUGCCCUCGAGAUGGCGCGUGCGAACAAGCUCGAGAGCACCUGGCCGUGGAUCAUCACCGGCAUCUCGUUCCCCAUCAUGGCGUUCAAGCAGUUCGUCAACGUCGUCCAGAUGGUGAACGCUAGCAAGUGGCUCGCUGAGGGCGAUCUCGCUGCCCGCCGAGCUAACCGCAAGAAGUAA